Dimorphilus gyrociliatus is the source of this 1323-nucleotide messenger RNA. NCBI's taxonomy places the organism in Eukaryota, Metazoa, Annelida, Polychaeta, Dinophilidae. The record is from the annotation of a GenBank genome assembly.
AGUAAACGUUUCGAGCAUCCUGUAUCGAAAACUAGAACAGCAUUAAAGAUAUGAAUCAGACUGCCAAAGAAGGUCUAAAGUUCCGACCGAAGAGUGUUAAGAUCAAUGGGAAGAAGGAUAAAUUACCUGUGGCCAAACCAACCCAUAUAGGAAACUUUUUAGUGAUGCUUAUUCUCUACGCUUGUCGGAAAGUUCUCUUUUAUAAUACGACGACGAAAAUAGGACUCUAUCUAUGUGGAGUCACUGUCUUAUCUCUCGUAACUGAUAUUGUUCCUAUUCCUAGGAGUUACUUCUCUAAUAAAAAGAACUUUUUCAAUCAAUAUUUUGCAAAAUUAGGAUGGUUUUGGACAUUUUCAAUUGCUGGAAUGUUCAUAAUAUCUACAAGCUACGUUUACACAUUAGCUAAUCGCAGAAGAAUCACAUCAAAUUUAUUACGGCUGUUAGUAGCCACAGGUCUGUGGUAUGUCUCCACGACGGCUUUUAACUUUAUAGAGAGGAUAACUGGUUUCUGUUCUAACAAUCCAAGUAUUACAUGGAAAAGAGAAUGUGUUAGAAACGGUGGGACAUGGGUUGGUUUCGAUAUUUCAGGGCAUUGCUUCCUUCUAACUUAUGCAAUAUUGAUUUUACACGAAGAAGCCAAAGUCUUAAGAGGUUGGGAAAGAAUACCUGAUCAAAUAGAAAAGGAGGUUCGUGAGGGAACUUGCAGAAUACCUGAAAGUGACCGAAAUUCUUUUAAAUUGCUAUAUGAUCGCAUAACGCCAACAAUUAGAGUUUGUUUUGUAUUAAUGGCAAGUUUAGCUAUACUUUGGGAGGUGAUGCUGUUCAUAACAGUCCUUUACUUUCAUAAUAUGCCUCAAAAGUUGACUGGAACCUGUGUAGCGUGUAUGUGUUGGCUAAUAACCUAUUCCGGAUAUUAUCACCAUGAUAACUCACCGGGAAUGCCUGGAAAAGACAGUGUAGUGAAAGCAUUGAAAAAAUCGUCCUAAAUAACCUUCCAAGCUAUACUUUUUUUCUCUCUUUUGUUGUUUUAACCGAAUAGCUUUAUGUAUUUUUGUUCUGAGCUUUUGAGUCUUUUUCCUUUGAAUCUCCAAAAGAAAAUAAAAUCAAGGAAAGAAAGAGCAAAGGAACGGCAGUCACGCACCAUCCUUCAAAAAGUUUCUUCUUUACUUAAGUUAUAAUGGAUUUGGAUUAUGAUACCUCCUUGAAUAAUUGUAUACACAGUGAAAUUUUAAGAUUGUUCUCAACGAAGCAAAUAGUAUCAAUUGGAAAUUAUGAAUGUAUAUUCAAUCAAAAUAAUACUAAAAAUUAAAUAUAAUGGUGGAU